AUGAACCGUGUGCGCAGUCUCAUCGCCCGCCCCGCGGUGUACGAGCCGCUCAACGACUCGACGGAGGACGAUGCCGACGAGAUGGUACAUGCGACGCGCCAGCAAAGGUCUCAGUUCUCGCAAUUCGAAUAUAACAUUUUCUUCCUCCUCGGAGUGGCGAUGCUAUGGGCAUGGAACAUGUUCUUGGCCGCGGCACCGUACUUCCACAGCCGGUUUCAAUCCGACGACUGGGCAGCCGCCCACUACCAGCCCUCCAUCCUCUCGGUGUCGACGGUCACCAAUCUUGCGACCGUCAGUAUCCUAGCCAAACGGCAGCAGAAUGCGUCCUAUCCCUGGCGCAUCACCCUCUCGCUUCUGAUCAACUGCUUCGUUUUCACACUCCUGGCUUUCUCGACGGUUGUAUUGAAAGAUGCGUCGGUACGUGUGUACUUUGGCUUUCUCAUGGUCAUGGUGUUUGGGACGAGUUUGGCCACGGGCAUUAACCAGAAUGGCGUCUUUGCGUACGUGUCGGGCUUCGACCGCGAGGAGUACACACAGGCCAUCAUGGGUGGUCAGGGAGUUGCCGGGGUGCUGCCAUGCGUUGUCCAGAUUUUGUCUGUCUUGGCGGUGCCCUCAAAGGACCAGGGUGAUCAGAAACGAAGUCCGUCCAUGCCGCAGGGAUCGUCGUCGGGGUCGGCGUUUAUCUAUUUCCUUACCUCCACAGGGUUCUCGGUGGCUGCGCUGAUGGCUUUUCUUUAUUUGGUCCAGCAUCGGCCCCACACGAGGCCCAAGUUGACCACCGAGGAUGAUGAGAUCGUCUCGGACAGCUGUGCGCACGACAAGACUGUCGGUCUGUGGACUCUGUUCACCAAACUACGGUUCCUAGCGUUGUCGGUCUUUCUUUGUUUCUUGGUGUCGAUGGUUUUCCCCGUCUACACCGCUGAGAUUCAGUCUGUCAACGACCCGGCCAAGUCCCGGAUCUAUGACCAAACAGUGUUUGUUCCACUGGCAUUCCUUGUUUGGAACGUGGGGGACUUAGUCGGACGCAUGGCCGUGGCGAUCCCCUGGCUGUCUCUUGCUCAUCGCCCCUCGAUGGCCUUUGCCUUGGCUAUUGCCCGGGUUGUGUUCAUCCCGCUCUAUCAGUUGUGCAACAUCAACGGUCGAGGGGCCGCAGUACACAGUGACUUCUUCUAUCUAUUCAUCGUGCAGCUGUCCUUUGGUGCCACCAACGGAUACUUGGCCUCCAGCUGUAUGAUGGGUGCCGGCCACUGGGUUUCGGCCGAUGAAAGAGAAGCCGCGGGUGGGUUUAUGAGCAUGGCCCUCGUUGGCGGCUUGGCAGCCGGGAGUCUACUUAAGUCUCUGGCUCAUUUCUGUCUACAACUCCAGGGAUUGGUCUACUUGGUGGGCUGGGUGGUCUACACGCUGUAUUUCCACCCGCUGAAGCAUUAUCCUGGCCCCAAACUGGCGGCAAUUUCUCCCUUGGUGCAUCUACUGUGGGAUAUCCAGGGUAAACAGCAUUCGAUCAUAAAGGAGCUACACGACAAGUAUGGCGAUGUUGUCCGCAUCGCCCCCAACACGCUCGCGUACCGGGCAGCCCCAGCCUGGAAGGAUAUCUACGGUCACCGCAAGAAAGGCCAGAGGACCUUUCUCAAGGACCCGUCCCUGUACUCGCCAACGCCUAACGGGGUAAAUGCCAUCAUCACAGCCACGGAACACAACCACUCCCGGAUGCGUCGACUGCUAACCCACGCGUUCUCGAACAAGGCUCUUCGCGAGCAAGAAGGGAUUCUGCACCGCUACGCCAACCUGCUGAUCGAGCGUCUCCAGGACCAGCUGGGAGCGUCCCGCUCGCAGGUGAUCGAUAUGACACGCUGGUUCAACUUCACCACCUUCGACCUGAUCGGAGACCUGGCCUUUGGUGAGCCGUUCGACUGUCUCAUCAACAGCACCUACCACUGGUGGAUCCUGAUUAUCCUGGACGCCGUCAAAGCCAGCGCCUACCUCAAGAUCUUCUGGUUCUACCAGUUUCUGCUGCCGCUGGUGCAGGUCUUGGUUCCGAGGCACUUGCUGCAGAAACGCACGGAUAGCUUCGCUCUGAGCGUGGACAAGGUGCGUCGUCGUCUCAAGCGCGGCACGUCUCGCCCGGACUUUACCUCGUACAUCUUGAAGCACAGCACCGAUGGCAAGGGAAUGACGCCGUCCGAGAUGGAUGCCAAUGCGGCAGUUUUUGUGCUGGCCGGAAGUGAGACCACUGCCGCUCUUCUGUCAGGUUGCAUGUACUAUCUGCUUCGUCACCGGGAGAAAUACCGUCGGCUGGUCCAGGAAAUCCGCAGUGCUUUUGAGAAAGACGCGGAUAUCAAGCUAUCUUCUAUUGCGGAACUCCCGUAUCUCAACGCUGUGCUGACCGAAACUCUGCGCAUCUAUCCUCCUAUCCCGGCUAUGCUCCCGCGUCUGGUACCGGAGGGAGGCGCGAUGAUCAAUGGCCAAUAUGUGCCUGGAGGGGUCUCUGUUGCCAUCUCGCUGUACUCAACCUUCCGCUCAGCCACCAACUUCAACGACGCAGACGCCUUCCUUCUCUGGAAUUUCGAUCUCGACAUGUCGCCCGCCUCUCUGCACUGGAUCAACCAGAACUCCUAUUCCCUUUGGAGCCGGCCUGAACUGAAGGUGAAAUUGUCUCGCGCUGGAGUGGAGAUGUGA
This is a messenger RNA of Penicillium alfredii, 2676 nucleotides long. Its product is annotated as nucleoside transmembrane transporter FUN26. Gene Ontology annotation, molecular function: monooxygenase activity; oxidoreductase activity, acting on paired donors, with incorporation or reduction of molecular oxygen; iron ion binding. NCBI's taxonomy places the organism in Eukaryota, Fungi, Ascomycota, Eurotiomycetes, Eurotiales, Aspergillaceae. Bases 1 to 2676 code for a protein of 891 amino acids. Gene Ontology annotation, biological process: nucleoside transmembrane transport. Gene Ontology annotation, cellular component: membrane. The record is from RefSeq and is a predicted model, not a curated record. The transcript has 5 exons.